This is a messenger RNA of Myzus persicae (green peach aphid), 1881 nucleotides long. RefSeq names its product zinc finger CCHC domain-containing protein 8 homolog. Gene Ontology annotation, molecular function: RNA binding. NCBI's taxonomy places the organism in Eukaryota, Metazoa, Arthropoda, Insecta, Hemiptera, Aphididae. Gene Ontology annotation, cellular component: catalytic step 2 spliceosome. The record is from RefSeq and is a predicted model, not a curated record. The coding region runs from base 347 to 1849 and encodes 500 amino acids. The transcript has 9 exons.
AUAGAUAUUAAUUCUUCGUUUAUGGCAUCGUACCGACCGGACUUCAAAAAGUCAACGAUAAGUGUUUGAGAGUAUUGCGUUAAAAAUUUGUAAUUGUCAAUUUUUUUUUGUUACAAAUAAUAUUGUUACGAUUAGAACUUAUUGUUCGAUCUGAAGUGUUAUUGCUGUUGUUGAUGCCGCGAUAUCAUGGUCCACUAGCCGCUUUUCGCCAGUGAUAAUAACGAUUUAAGAUUUGCAUCUCGUUUAAUGGUAAUGCCCAAUUAGGUUGGUUGAGAUAUUAAAUCCAGUCAGUUCACUUAGUGCUGUUUGUUUAAUAUUUUGAUGUGAUAUUCGAUUAAAAUUCAUUAUGAAUGAAAACGAUGGGACCAUGGAAUUUGAAUAUACUACAAAUGAAGGAUUUGGAGAUGUUAUGCUAGAACCAGGAUUCAGUGGUACAGCACCAUAUGAUUGCCCAAGAUCUUAUGAUAAUUCAGAACUAUACAGUAAUUCUAGACCACACGAUGGUUCUGGACCUUCUGAUGGUUCAGGACAAGAUUAUUAUUCAGAAACCAAUGACUUAGAAUCAAAAGAAAAAACCGAACCCUUGUUUGUUAUUGACAAAACUAAGAACUUUAGGCUAAAUCGUACAAUACAAUACGAGACUUCACCAAAUAAAAAUAAAUAUGGAAAAAAUAAUUUUGUAGCACAAAGACAAAAUUCAUGCUGGAAUUGCAACUCUGUAAAUCAUUCAUUGCAUAAUUGUCCAGAACCUAGAGUUCAAUGGAAAAUUUCAAAAAACCGACAGGCUUUUCUUAAUCAAAAACAACAAUAUCAAUCAAAUUCUGGCGGGAGAAACAAUAAAAAUCGAUUUGGCAAUCAUAAGAAUAUACGAUACUUUGUAGCAGGAACUAAAACUUUAUGGAGCGACUUAACACCUGGUAAAUUAAGUGAUGAUUUGUUAAAAGCAUUAGGUGUUCCUAAAAAUGGACUCCCGCUACAUAUUUAUAGAAUGCGACAGCAUGGUUAUCCUAGUGGAUGGCUAGAAGAAGCUAAAGAAGAAUAUUCCGGAAUAUCAAUAUAUACUACACCUAAUGAACGUUUACCUCUUCCCGGUAGAGAAAAUGGAAUAAAUGAUUACUUCCAUUGCAAUAUCAAUGAAAGAAAAUUACAUGAAUAUCCUGGAUUUAAUGCUCCUUGUCCACCAGAUUUUGUUGAUGAAAGUAAAAAAUUUGGUUGUCCUGAAUAUAAUCCAGAUCAAAGUCUCAAACAUAUGUAUGAAAGAUUAAAAGUUGGCCAAAUUGGUAAAAAUGAAAGAGCAUUGUCUGGAGAAAGUAUUCACAGUCAAGACACAGAAUUUGCAUCCAUCUCUAAUGUUAAUUUAGAACGUUCAACUGAAGGAAAUAACUUGCAUUUAAAAACCGAAAAAGAAUUAAAGGAUAAACCACCAUCAUCGCCUGAAGAUGGAGAAAUUACUGAAGAUGAAACUAGAUCUGACCAUAAUGAUGAAGAGUGCCUAUCUAAUGAAACAGUACCAGGAAUUGAUGAGCAAAAUAUGUCAAUGUCGCUUGAGAGUAGUGCAGAUACCCAAAAUGAUUCCCAAUCAAAUGUUUCCAAUUCAAUGAAGAUAGACAAUGAAUUAGUCUUGACACCAACAUCAAAAAGGCAAUUCGGUGAUGUGAAAUCUGAAACCCUUGGUACUCCAGUUCUCAAAAACUUUUCUUCAUAUGGAAAUCGACCAGCCCAUGAACAUUUUGCCAAAGGAAUGGUUGAUAUGGUAGAUCAUGAAAACUUGCCAAAUGCUAUAGGGACUUUUAAAAAGUUAAAAGAAAUAUUAAAAGAUGUGCGCCAGACAAUUAAAGAUUUAUUAUGAGUAUUAUUAUGACGAUUUACUUAUAAAUUUAU